CACAUCAACGUUCAGACAAUAAUAUAUCAAUGGAGAAGAUAUCAAAAUUGCUAGAAGACAAGCCAGUGGUGAUAUUCAGCACGACUUCAUGUUGUAUGAGCCAUACGAUCAAGUCGCUUAUAUCUGGCUACGGUGCGAAUCCAACGGUAUACGAACUAGAUGAGAUGUCUAAUGGAUCGGAGGUCGAACGAGCACUGGCCGAGCUUGGAUGCAACCCGACCGUGCCUGCUGUCUUUAUAGGGCAACAACUCAUAGGUGGUGCACAUCAGCUUAUGUCUCUUCAAGUCAGGAAUCAAUUAGGUUCGUUGCUCAGAAGAGCUGGAGCCAUAUGGAUUUAAGAGGCCUUAAUCGCAAUAAAGAAAGUUAAAAAAAAUCGCAUUAAAGCUCUUAAUGUUUUUUACUUAUAUAUUUCUAGUAUAGAGCAUGAUCAGUGUUUGAAGCAUAAUAUAUCUAGUGUUACAAGAAAAAGAUUAAUGUCACUUUUUCUUUAAAAAUACAUUAAAA
Molecule: messenger RNA, 504 nt
Organism: Raphanus sativus (radish)
Lineage: Eukaryota; Viridiplantae; Streptophyta; Magnoliopsida; Brassicales; Brassicaceae
Product: monothiol glutaredoxin-S1-like
Exons: 1
Coding region: 30-338 (102 amino acids)
Source: RefSeq, a predicted model, not a curated record